Mya arenaria is the source of this 6068-nucleotide messenger RNA. Its product is annotated as CD209 antigen-like protein B. The record is from RefSeq and is a predicted model, not a curated record. The transcript is spliced from 10 exons. NCBI's taxonomy places the organism in Eukaryota, Metazoa, Mollusca, Bivalvia, Myida, Myidae. Bases 150 to 1397 code for a protein of 415 amino acids.
CACUACUUUUACAGGAAGUAAACAAAACUGUAAAGAAAUUUAUUUCGAAACAUUUCGAAAUUGAUUGUCAUUAGUAGAAGUGUGUAAUUUCUAAACGUACAGGAAUGGCCUUUCACUGAAGUGUAGAUGAUAUAGCCAUCAGGACAGAUAUGCACUUUGGAACUUGUGUGAUAGCUAUUGUGAUAGCUAUUGUUCAAACAGCCUUAACUACACCACAGUUUUAUUGUAAAAAUGGCGAGAUACAACAAAUAAGCAACUUCACUGAUGGAAUCAUAAAAACUCGAGAAACAGAAGAUGGUUUCCAUGGUGACAAUCUGAAAUGUUCCUGGCAGAUUGUUGCCCCUAGCAACUGGAGGGUCAAGGUCACUGUCACCCAACUUGACCUUGACUGGAGUUCUAGUUAUUCUACAUGUGAUGCCUAUGAUCGUGUCAACAUUUGGGAAGGAAGCAAUCAAGAAGGUGAAAAGUUGACAGCAAUCUGUGUGGCAUGGAAUCCUGGUACAAUUUUGUCGGUGGGGAAUUCAGUAUUCCUCCAGUUCUCCAGCACUCCGAGAAAUGCGUACCAGAGAAGGGGUGUGGAAAUGUUCUUUGAAAUUUAUGACCCAUCCAAUUGUCCGCCUGGUUGGAUUCCUGUGCCUUCAUCCUCCAGUGAAUGUCUAAUGGUGGAGCGUAACCUCACAGCUGACUGGUCGCGUUCUCAGGACAUCUGUAAAUUCAACAAAGCAAACCUUGCUAGCCUGCACAGUAUAGAUGAGAUGGAUGCUUUAUUCCUAACAGGAACUGGUAAGGGCAUAUUUCCGGCCUGGAUCGGUCUCAAUGACAAAGAUGGCAAUGGUCAGUUUACCUGGAUUGACCGCAGUGACCUCAGCUUUCAAAGGUCAAUAGUGAACCAGUCUUACAAGAAUCUGUGUGUGGCUCAGGGAUUUGAUGCAACAGACUGGUUGGCCAGGGAAUGCAGGGAAAAACUUCCUUACAUCUGCAGAGGGAACAAAGAUGGCAGCAGCAUUUUAUACAACGAAGGCAAUGAACCUCCACCACAGGAAGAGAAUCGGGGUAUUUUAUGGUUUCACGUUGUAAUUGCCAUCGUAGUGGUACUUCUAGUGUUAGCCCUCAGCAUAAUUGGAACAUAUUGUUAUCACCGUAAAUAUGGCAAACUACCAUGGGAUCGAAUUAAGAACAGACGUAAUAAAAAGCCCGAAGAAUCAGGAAAUGGUGCAAGGUUUUCCCCAGUGCAUCAGGAAUCCCCACGGGUCCAGCCCAGACCCUCAGCCCCAACCAUGGAGGCAGCCCCAUCAAACACCGGAAACAUAAUGCUGGUUAUUCAGGACCCACAAAUGGUGGCACCACCUACAUACGAAGAUUCUCAAUUUGACCGAAUUGCUCCAGCAAAUUAUUAAUCUAUGUGCUGAUAAUUGUUAAAAUGUUACAUGUUAUAGUCUUGAUUACUUCAAUUUGUUGAGUGCAGAGUUUGACAUUGAAGGAAGUCCAGGUUCUGUAUUCACUAGCGUCUUGAUUACAAAGUUUCAGACUUGGGCUCAGAUAAUUGAAAUCUUAAUAGUUUCAAGAUAUCUAUAUUAGAACUAAUUAUGACAAAAGAUGUGUGCCUGAUUAUAGAACAGAUUAUUUGUAACACAUGCAUCAUUUUUUUACCAUCUUUGCUCUUAUAAUAGCAUUUUUAAAGCAAAAUUAAAAUUAAGUUCUUCUGUGUCUGAGUCUUCAACUGAUAUUCACAAGUCAGGAUGUUUGUGAUAACCAGGUGUCCUGGAUUCCUAAAUUGAGAGUGAAGAGUUUGUGUUUUCCCUUUGACAUUGAAUUUGAUAUAAAAUUUCUGGACUCCUUGAUUUUGAUUUGGAUUCCAAACAUUAGUGAGUUUGUUAAUAUUUUUAAGUUGUUCAAGGAAGAGUCCCACCCCAACAGGUUGGAUUAUUCAGACAUGGACAUGAAAUUGUGAUAUUUUCUUGUAUGCUUAAUUGAGCAUUAUGGUUAAUUGCACUUAGCUUUUAUUUAUGUCAUGUGUACUGAAAAGAAUUGUUAUGCUAUGGUGUCCUAUGAAUGUGCAAUUAGUUAAAUAACCUUUUUAAUGUUUUAUGAAUUUUGUGUUGAUUGUUCAGAAUUUUGUUAUAGUUAAUGAUAUGAUUAAUGAGAUCAUUGAUAAGUUUUAAACCUUAAAUAAUUAAUGAUAUGCUCACAUAUUUAAAUAUAAACAAGUACAGCUGAACAAAUUGUCUCAAAUCUUUGUUAGAAAUACAGCAGAUCACAAGUGUAUCAAUUAAACGUCCAGAGCAGUAACAAUUUGAAAGUUAACAACGAUGUCGUUAACAAUGUUGUUCACUUUAACAAAGUUUUGAACAAUUGGGCCAUUGUUUGUUUUGUUUUUUUAAUGAACAUCCCACUGGCACCAGAUUUUCAAACUCAAACAUUUUUUUUAAAAAUCAAAAAAAAUCUUGUAAUUCCUCACUAAAAAUUAAAAUACCGAAAAUGUAAAAUACCGAAAAUGUAAAAAAAUAUUAAAAAAUAUUUUUUUUUUUAAAUAUGCACUUUGUACUGUAUAAUAUAUAUAUACUAACUUAUAUUAUACAGUACAAAGUGCAUAUUUUAAAAAAAAAAAAUCAAUAUUUUUUCACGGUAUUAUAAUUUUUAGUGAGGAAUUAUAAGGUUUUUUUUUUAUUUUUUUAAAAAAUGUUUGAGUUUGAAAAUCCAGUGCCAGUGUGAACAUCCAUUAUUCAACAUUAAAGAAUAAAAAUCCCUCCCAAAUUAAUGAACCUAAUGCAAAGAACCAUAUAAAUACGGGUAUAAUUUCUUCGGAAAAAGAUGUUGUUUUUUGGUGGGUUUUUCCUGGCCUUUUUUGUUUUUUCAAACAGUAAGUACAAGAACUUGUACAAAAGUAACAUUUACACCGACAUAAAUGUUUUAUACUGUAUAACUUUUAACGCUUAACAAAUAUCCAUUAUUUCAAAGAAAAGAGAAAAGAAAGAAAAAAGACAUGGAAGAAUAUCACCUAUUGUCAAUGUAAGCCUUAUAUUGAAUUAUAAAUUUAUUUAAAAUCCAGUUGCAAUAGAAAACGUUCUACAGCUGUCUAAUAACACUUUUUUUUAUCUUACAAUUUUGUUUUAUUAUAAAUGUCAAGAGUCAAUCUCAGGCUAUUAUUAAACCCUGGCAUUGUUGGAACUAUUAUAUUUUCUGUUACAAAGAAAAGUGAAUCUCUUAGGAAAAAGUACUUUUUGGACACUUUAUCUGAUGGUACAAAAAUUGUCCUAAAAAAUGCAGAAAAUAUUGAUCAUCAAAUUUGAGUGUUAGUUUUUUUAAGGAUUAGGAUUCUUAGAUAUAUUGUUUUUGCAUUUUUUUUGUAAUUAUAAAUUGUAUGUAGUCAAUAGACUGAAUGGUAUUGUUAUACUUUAUACACAUUGUUUUUUAUAUUCUAAAAAUAGGAACAGCGUUUCAGUGUAAUUGUGUUUACACUAGUGAAUAUACCUGGCCCAGAAUUCCCAAAACAUUUUAAACAUAACAAGUAUGUAUCUUAUUUGAUUAAGUAUAUUUACAUUCAUUAACUUGAUUUUACAAAAUAAGAAAAUAGUUUAUAGUGAUUUUUAUAUUAAAAAUAGUUUCCUUGAAAAGCCUCAUAACGGUUUAAAAUGAGAAUAUAACUCUAUAAAGAAAGAUAUAGUGUGUUUAGCUUGAAACAAAAACCAGAAGCUGGUACUUUUUAUGUUAAGCAGAUCAUAAUGUAUUCAUUUGCUCAGACAGAGAUGUUGUAUUUGUAAAACCAUGACUGUAUCAAAUAUCUUGUCCCUUUGUAUCCGAUUGCUCAUAUCCGUACAAGCCAUAACGCGGUCUUACAUAUCAAACACUUACUUUUCAUUACUUCUUUUGUAUUGUUUUUAAUGUACUAUUUUAAAUAUCAUUAUACACAACUAUAAUUCAUUGACUGUUAGUUACAUUAUUGGCUAGUGUAAAAUUAUUUUUAUCAUUACAUGUAUUGAAAAUGCUUGGCAUAUUUCUGCCCUUUUCAUUGGUCGAGAGACUGUCAUGUGACAAAACAAAGAAAAUGAAAUACAUGAUAUUCACCAUCAAAAAAGUGAUUUUUUUUCUGUAAACAAUCCCACACGCAUAACAGGGUGUGAUGUCAUUCUUUUUGGACACUAUGAUUUAAUAAGCCAAAAGAAAUAGUAUUUACGUUAACAUCAGUAAGAUUUUUUAUGAAAAUAACAUUUUUGGAUAUUCUUAUAAUUUUUGGAUUAUCUUUUUUUGUAAGAAUAAGUUUUCUUGAAUUUUGUAAAAAAGAGUUCACUUGGAAGAAUAUUACUAAAGCAUAUAAUUAAACACUUUUAAAUCCCAUUUUACGUCAUAGUUAAACUUCAAUAUUUUUUUGUAAAAUUGCAAAAUUAUUUAGAAGAGGAAACAAAGGGAGCAUGUCCUCUUAGUCAAUUAGAUUUUACACAAUAUGGUCUAACUAACUUAGAUUAUUACAGGUUUUUUAGCAGGUGGGGAACCAAAUUUUGAUAUUAUUGUCUGUUAAGUAGAAAUGCAAGUUCAGUAAAAUUGCGAUCGCUCGAGGAUGCUCAGGACCGAGUUAAAACCUUGAGUGAUCCGAUGUUUGGAACAACCCAAGUUUCCAUUUAAGUCUGUUAUGAAAUGUCUUACAAUGUAAUUUCAAAGUUGAAGAACACCUGCCAAUUGUUUAAUUUGAGACAUGCUUUCAUGAAAAUCUGUGAAUUUUGACCUCGAGGUAAUCAUAAGGUUUUGCACAUGAUUUGUGUAUUUGGUACCAGCAAUGGUGUUCGACUCCUCGACUUAGUUAGGUUUUGAUCCAGCGUCAGUAUAUUUUAUAUGAAAAUAGAAGGAAUAAUUGUCGGGACUAAGCUUCAAUCUCGACUGAACGCCAGUUUACGAACGACAUCCUGUUCAAAUAGCCGCAGUUUUACUGUAGUAACGAUUAAGCAUGGUAUUUAUUGGAGGCUGAUAUGCAAUCUCAUUGGCUAAAAAUGUAAGUUAUUAUGUGGAGACCACAUGGUCUAUAAAACAGGAUAUACACCAAUAUCUCUGUCAAUAACUGAAUUAUAUUUAACAAAGAUCUAUAAUACUAAAAGUAGGUCUGACAUUUCUCAUUUAGACAGUAUGAUAUAUUCAAGGUCAUAUAAAUUCAGGCAUGAACUGCUCAAUGUGAAUAAAAUACUCAUCUUAUCAUUUUCAUACAUUUAAUGGCGUCACUCAUAUAUCACCAUUCUUAAGCCCUAUGUUUACAGCAAGUUUAGUAUGUUAAAACAGGUUUAUUAUGCACCAGUCAAUUGUAAUCAUGGCCCUUUAAGGUAUGGGGAAUGGCGGGGACUUUAACUUUCAUUCCAGCCAAGCCCGGGUAAAAUCUCCACCUUGUAGGGACAAACUGCUGGCUAAAUCCCCGCAAAAUGCCCCCACACCCUCGAGACCCUAGGAAAGGCCCAUGCCCUGCUGUUUUCGGGCAAAGACAAAACCACCACAUUCACCCGGUACUGCUUGCCCACCUUGAAGGUAAAAACACAGCCCAUUUCCCCGGUAUACCCCCGGACCUGGAGGGCCGUGGUUACAAUUGACUGGUGCAUUACUAUACGGCAGUUUCAAUGAAGACUUUUCUACAUUCUGGAAAAUCAACAUUAGCAUUGGCUGCCAUUUUUUCAGGUUUAUUUUAUGCCUGAAAUCCAUUGUCUAUGCUUUAGUUCGUCAUUUUUGCUGUAAAUGAUAUAUUUUUGCGCACAUGUUUUAUGGCAUAUUUGUACCGCUUUUUUACUCUUAAUAUAACAUAUAUAUUUAUUUAUUGUCAGCAGUACCAUGAAAUUUAAUGGUCUUAGCAUAAUUUAUAUCGAAAACAGUGUACCAGAAAUCAAGUUUUUGGAGAUUCUAAAGGACGUUUGCAUGUUCCCGGCAUUAUGAUUAACCUAUCUGUAUUUAGGACAUGAUAAUUGUACUAAAACAUUGGAACACAGUGUCAAAUAUUUAUUUUAUUUAUAAUUUCUUUUGAAGUAUUUUAUCAUGUUAUUUAUCUGUUGUUUUGUACACUUGUAUGCCUUUUUAAAAUUAAAUCUCUUACAUUUGUA